Molecule: messenger RNA, 8888 nt
Organism: Eriocheir sinensis (Chinese mitten crab)
Lineage: Eukaryota; Metazoa; Arthropoda; Malacostraca; Decapoda; Varunidae
Product: mucin-2-like
Exons: 12
Coding region: 1803-7598 (1931 amino acids)
Source: RefSeq, a predicted model, not a curated record
CCCUCUCUAUUUUCUUCCCCCUCCUACUGCAUUUUCAUUUAUUUUUUUCUUCUUCAUCCUCUUCUCAUCUUCCUCCUCUUCCUCUUCCGCCUCUUCUUUUCUCUGUCUCCCUCUCUAUUUUUCUUCUUCACCUUCCUCCUCUUCCUCCUCCAUCUACCUUCAUUUUUACUCAACUUCUUCUUCCUCCUUCCCUUUUCCCCCUUUUUCCUCCUCAUCCUCUUUUUCAUGCUCUUUUCUCUCCUCCUUCAUCAUCCAACUUCUUCGUCUUCCUUUUCCCUCUUCCUCCUCCUUUUCUUCCUUUUCUUUUCUCUGUCUCUAUGUUCUUCUUACCUUUCCUCCUCCUCCUGCAUUUUCAUCCAAUUUCUUCGGCUUCCCUCUUCCUUUUUUCACCCCUUUUCCUCUUCCUCCUCCUCCUAAUACUAGUAAUUUUAUUCUUUAUCCUCCUUUCUCUAUCUCCCUCUCUGUAUUUUCUUCUUCCCCUUCCUCCUUCAUUGUCAUCCAACUUUUUCGUCUUCCUCCUCCUCCUCCUCCUCUUCUUCCUCUGGGCUCCGGGUACGCCAGGCCUUCCAUAAACCAGGAAAAGGGGUGUGGGUGGGGUAUUAAUAGACGCAGGCAGGCGGCGGGGGUGAGGCGUAGAGUUUUAAUAACUUCAUUAGCGAACGCACGGUGAGAAUGGCGUAAGCUUCCUCGGUAAACUCGAUAUAUUAACUUUUUUUCCUUCUUCAGAGCGAUAAGAAGUAAAGUGAAGGACUUGGCGAUGGAAAUAAGUGUUAAUAUAUGUACUUCCCUGUUAUUCUGUCUAAUUCUGGGUAAUGUAUUUAUGUAAAUUAGAUGUUUUUUUAAUAGGACUUUAAUUUUGCGCAUUGGAAGAGCAUAUCGAAGUACUUGUUGUCGUUUUCCAAUGUCUGUUUAUGUAUUUGUGUAUGGUGCGUCCCUUACGAAAUAGAAAUCAUCGUUCAAGGCAUUAUAAGGAACGGGUAAGGAGCCUCCAAGAUCCCCUCAAGCCGAUAACCGAUUCUAUUUCAUCGUCAAUUUAUGCAUAUUUAUUCCUCCAUCUCCUCUACUAAAUAAAAUCACCGCCCGAGCCCCGAGGCAUUACGGCGGGGAAGACGCCGCCGAGAUCCCCUCAAGAAGACAACCGGUUCGAGGUAGACGCCCCACACCGCAGCACCACCGUGGCAAUGGAGGCCGUUAAGACACAUAUACCCCGCAGCGCAGUCGGAAAUUAGCAGGUUAUCAUUGUAAUUAGUGGUUGUAAAUAUAGCGGCAACCUGUGUAUUUGCCUGGCUGUGUGUGCGGUAGAACAGUUUGGGCUGCGCCUGGAACCUCGUGGUGGUGGUGACGCUGCCAGUGACGCCGCGGAGCUCGAAUUGGAAGUGUGUGGUAUCGUGAUCCACCUUCACACAGUGCCACCGUCACGACCACGGAAAUACUCGAUGCUCAAGCGGUGUUUAAACUUCACAAAUAGCACAACUCGAUCUCCAGCCUGAAAACUAAACGUGUGCAUGACGGAGAGAAAAAAUACCUGUUGUUGAUUACGUUAUUUAGAGUUGAUUGCAUACCUGAGGGGCACGACAGGUGUAAUUAACAGGUGCGGCGCAAUGAAUUAACUCAAAAAACAGUGUUACCGGACCUGACGAGGGGAAGGAAGGGGGCGUGACCUCCUAAACUUCAAGGAAAAACAACAACAAAGAAAAUAUAGAGGAAGGAAAACGUUAACUAGCUAAACGAAUAAUGAAACUUCGGUGUUCUGGGUGUGAGGAGACGAAGGAGGCGUGAAAUAUUAUGUAAAAUGUGGAUAAAUGAGGAUAUUGGGGAAGACAGCAAUGGUGGUGACAGGCCGGCCCCUCGUGGUGGUGACGGUGGUGGUGGUGGUGAUGAUGGUGGUGGAGGGGGAAGCACACAUACCAGUCGCCGACGAGGAGGAGGACGAGGACCGCAUUGAACCCACACCUGUCUGGGUCAUGGAGGGCGGGUCUGCCACCAGCCACGUGAUCUACCCGAGGGACUGGCCGCUGGAGGGCUCGGAAGGGAGUGGCGGCGGAGGUGGUGACGGCGGCGGUGUGGAUGGUGGUGGUGGUGUAGGCGUCGGGAGGCUGAAGAGAGAGUACAGCCUGGAGGACUUCCUGAUCUGGCUCCCCUCAGGUGACGGACCGACGGAAGAGCGACAACACCGCCCUCGGGACACCUCAUGGAUGGACAGAACUCAGGUCAUCACCACCACCGUCUUCGUCACCACCACACUCUUCACCAACGAGCCACAGCUGCCCUCCGCCAGCGUCACCACCCCUCCGGUCCUUAACACCGCCGCCAUCACGAACGAGUUACCAGAGAUAGUCACCGGGAGCAAACGGGGAACCAGGAACUUCACGCAGGCCGCCACUGUUGCAUCUAGUCACCCAGUGAACACGACGCGCCACCCCCACAGCCUCCACAACCCUUACGACUCCAUCCAGAACGACCAGGCGACUUCAGGAGGCGGAGGAACAUGGACGGAGAGGGUUACAGUGACGAGAACGACGACUACGACCCCGCCCACUCUUCUGGCCUCCCUCCCCACCACGCAACCACCGCCCUGCCUCACCACCACCAUGACCACGACCCUCACCACCACCAAAGUCCCCUCGCAACCCCAGCUCUCCACCACCACCACCUCGACCAGCACUUACGACCUGACGGAUUUGGUGAGGUCAUCCAUCGAGUACCCGGGUCCUUCUGCAACGUUCACGGCCCACCAGCCCACGCCCUGCCUCUCCUCCGCCCCCUCCCCCGCCACCUCCGCCCCCGCCCCCGCCACUACCCUUACCCACGCCCCUUCCUCCCCCAGUGAAGUGUACAUUACCGCCCUUGGAAAUCCUGCAGGAGGGGAUGAAGGAAGUACAACACCGGAGUUACCGAGUCCUACACCCACGGAAGAGGAGGAGGAGGAGACUGAUGAUCCUUCCUCCCUCACCACCACUCCCUUCUUCUCCCCCUCCCCCCCUCUCCCCUUCCCUCGACCUUGUGUCUCUUGCUCGAAAAACUCCUCAAUGUCUUCAGCUCGUGAUAACGAUACUGAUACCACCACCACCACUGACACCACCACGACUGACACCACCACGACUGACACCACUACCACCACUGACACCACCAUCCUCACCACUACAGACAUCACCACCACUACCACUGACAUCACCACUCCCACCACCGAUAUCGACACUACAACCGAAACCACCACCACCACCACUGACCAACCCGAAACCACCACUACCAUCACCACCACCGGUCUCACCACCACCACUGACAACACCACCCCUGAUGUUAGAGACGAAGAAACCACUGCCACCACCACUAUCACCACCACUACCAAUGACAGUACCACUGACAUCACCACUGCUACCACUGAUAACACCUCCAUCACCACGACUGACACCACUCUCACCACCACAGACAUCACCACCACCACCGAUAUCACCACUGACUCAGAUGCUUCAGGAAUAGCUGGAUCAACCACUGACAUCACCACCACCACCACUGACAUCACCACCACUACUGACAUCACCACCACCGCUGACAUCACCACCACCACCACUGACAUCACCACCACUACUGACAUCACCACCACCACUGACAUCACCACCACUACUGACAUCACCACCACCACUGACAUCACCGCCACUACUGACAUCACCACCACUACUGACAUCACCACCACCACUGACAUCACCACCCCUGAUAUCACCACCACAACUGACAUCACCACCACUACUGACAUCACCACCCCUGAUAUCACCACCACUACUGACAUCACCACCACUACUGACAUCACCAGCACCAACAAUGACAUCACCACCACCACUGACACCACCACGGCUACUGACCCUAGUACCACUCCAGCGCUUACAGACACCACCUUCAUCACCACUGACGUCCCUACGCUCCUUACCCUCCCUGAUACCACCACUUCAUCACCAGACAUCACCACUGCUACUACUGACAUCACCACUAACCCAACUGACGCCACCACCACUGAGACCACCACUAACCCGCUAAGUACCACCACCACCGACAUCACCACCACCACGGACACCACAGCUGGCUUUCUCAACACCACGACUGACAUACCGGACACCACCACCGCCACACUCCAAGACACCACAACCACUGACCCCACCACCACCAUACCCACCACCCUCACCACCAUACCAGACACCACCACUGACACUACCCUCACCACCAUCACUACCACUGCGCCAGACAUCACCACCAUCACCACCACUGACGCCACCACCACCACCAUAGAGGAGUGUGUAGGGGGGGAGGGGGAGGCGGGUAACACCACCAGGCGCCCGUGCGUCACCGCGGGCAUGGAGGUGGACGCGGUGGACCCCUCGCCCGCCACCGCUGCGGAGGAGGAGGACGGGCGGGGCUCGGAGGACACCACUACGCAGACUGACGCCUCUACUGCCACCACCGACACGCCCACCACCACCACCACCAUGGGGGACGAGGGCCUCACCACCCCCACCCCCACCCCCACAGAUGACGAUGGUGACGAUGGUGAUGAACACCUCGCCACUGACUCUGUGCUUACCACCACCACUGCUUACUUCUUUCUUCCUGACGGUGUUGACGGUGGUGAAGUCACCACCUACACCCCGUCCACCACCUCCACCGCCUGGGCCUUGACGACAGAGCCGGCCCCGGGGGUGGACGGCGUCCCCCUCACUACCACCGAGCAGGCAGAGACCGAGGCGACAGACGCCGCCACCGAGGCAUCGCUCUGCGGGUCAUGUGCCGCGAGGAGAACCAGCCCGGCGCCCACCACGCCCGCCGAGGCGUCGUCACCAUGCCGUUGCGCCUCCCGCCGUCCCUCUGCCGAAGACGCCGCCGACAGCAGCACGACUCUGCUACCCGACGCCGCGCCCACCACCCUGACCACCGUGCCGCACGACACCACGGCCACCACUCUGGUCACCAAACUGCAACCCCCCUCCUCGCGCCCCCCGAAGCCCCCCAGCACCACCACGCUGCCCGUAGUGCACACCACGGCGGAGACCGUCGUGCCGAGCACCUCCGCGGGGCCGCCCACCAAGGAGACACCGAUGGGCCAGCCCAGCGCGCCCAGCCCCAGCAAUAACGCCACGGUGCCCCUGGACCAGCGCUACUGGGUGCGGACGGUGCUGGAGGGCCCGCCACGCGUGGGGGAACCCCACCAGUACUGGAGCACCAUGGAGACGGCGCUCACCACCGUGUUCGAGCUGGCCUACCAGCGGACCGCAGCGCGCCGCCUGGGCCUCGUGGACUCCAAGGGCAACCCCAUCAUCACCCCCGCCCCCCCGCCCACCCCGACCCCCACCACUAACCCCUACGAAAACUACACCACCAUCAUCGCCAGGGUGCCCCGCAGCGACCUCCGACCCACGCCUCCUACUGCCCACCUGCGCCGCCACCGCCAGGCCCUGCUCGUGCCCCUCGCCUACACCCUCACGGACAAGAGUGAGGCCGCCGCGCCCACCAAGACCCAUCCACGAGGAAAGCGACGCGUUGGCCAGCCGGCUCCCCGGGGCGAGCGCGAGGCGCCACCCACAAUGAACCCUGAAGUCAUCCGCCUGCUGGGCCGACGCGCGGCUGAGCCGGCGGUGGUGGUUCGGCUGCAGAACGUGACGCACGACAACGUGACGGGCACGACAGAGCUAGUGUACACCGUGUUCGAGGGCUCCGAGCCCGUGCUGGCGCGGGACGCCGUGACGGUGGCGGAGGAGGUGAACGACAUGGAGGUGGCGGUGAUGCUGGACCAGGUGGUGCUGGUCAAGGCCGAAGAGUACCUGGGCGGCUCCCCCACCACGGCCGCCACGUCCACGCAGGUGUACACCAUCAUCGGCGGCGUGGUGGGCGGCGUGAUGCUGCUGGUCUUCAUCACCUGGCUGGCGGUACACCUGUACAAGCGGCCCGCGCCUGUCUCCUCCUCCCCCAGACACUUGCACCCAGACUCCGAGAGAGGGUCGCCACGAAGUCUGGGCAGCGCGGCGGGGUAUCCUGGGCACCUGAACCUGGGCUUUUCCUCCAGCAGGGACGAGAAGCUGGAGUCCACCGUCGUCAGCACCAGCGCGAGGAACCUGCAGGGCGAGGGUGGCGUGCGGGCCCUCCCCUCGGCCAUCUCCCCACGCGGCCAAGUCCCUCGAGGCAGGCAAGGGUCGCUGCUCGGGUCCAUCGGCAGCCACACACAGAUCCCGCGGCCGCAGCUUUACGACACCCGGAAGGAGAAGGGCUACACCACCGCCGAGGAGGGGGAGGAGGAGGAGGAGGAGGAGGAAGAGGAAGAGGAAGAAGAGGAGGAAGAGGAGGAGGAGGGUGAAGAAGAUGAGGAGGUGCCUGACGGAGGGAAGAAGAGGCUACUUCGGGGCCAAGGGUCACUGGAGGAGCCCCUGUACAGCUCCCCGAACCCCGCCCACGUGCAGUACGCCCACCCAGCCACCCACUCCACCACGCUCUCCACCUCGCAGUCCACGCCGCUGCACUCCGAUCCCCAGCACCACCACCUUAUGGCCAACAUGCUCCAAAGCGCUGCGGACUUCACCGGCAGCAGCACGCGCGGGUCCUCCAUGCUGCCCCCGCCCCUCCUCCCGCCCCCGCAAGGCUUCGAUAAGGACUCCGAGGUUGGCUUCAUCCCCGGCACCUCUCUCCCCAAGUUCCUCCCGCCCCCCCGCGUCCCCAUCAUGUCCCCAGACCGUGCCGCGUCCUCCCGCCUCAACGCCUACGACUACGACCCUGAGGCGCCCCCUAUCCCCCCAAGGAACUACUCGCGGGAGGAGGCCGGUCUCCCGCCCCUCACGCACCCCUCGGCGUCACCGCCCCCCCGCCCCGAGACCAGAGACGCCCAGGUCGAGGCGCGCGAGGAGGAGGGUCGCGGGCCAUCACCUCCAAAUGUACAGCAGCAGGAGAGCCUCGGCCGCCGCCCCUCCGCUGCCUCCUCCCAUUACUCGGACUCCGCGGGCUCGGGCUCAGAGGUCAGCUUCCCCAACGUGGGUCGCCUCCGCCGCCGCUUCCACGACCUGCUGGACGACGCCUUUUCGCUGCUCAACGGCCAACGCCCCGGCGACAAAGUCACGCCUCUCACCACGCCCUCGCCGCCCCGCAGAGGGCGCGCCAGGUCAGCCGCCUUGUAUUUCAGGGGCAGGUCCCGCGAGGUGCUGGACGAGGAGGGGAGGGACGAGGACACGAUGGGCCGGCCUUGGUCUGCCACCGCCGCGCACACCAGUUGGGCCGACAGUCAGGUGGUCGGGGUCGUGCCUCUGGAUGACGGCAAGUCUCCGCGGUCGGCGUGGGGCGACGGGCGGGCGGGCACGGGCAGGGCGCGACCGGGGAGCGGGCGGCCUGGCAGCGGGAGGAGCGCCCGCAGCAUCACGCCCGUCAACUUCCCGCCGCCGAGCCCCGACCCUCUCGCCCCCCCCGCCGCCCUGGCCUACUCAGGGGCGGGGCGGAGUGCGGAUGAGGUGCCGCUGGACCCCGACACUGGACUUCGAACUUCAGACCCCGCCGUGCCGCUCAUCCGCGCCAUCAAGGAGGAGCUGCGGCGCUUCAAGUCAUCCAUCAGCACGGAGUCAUCCAGCGCGUAAGGACGACUGCCGCGCCCUCUGGCUCCCAGCGAGGAGUCAUCCCACCAUCGUUGCCAGAUUGUCGUACUCAGCCUCCUAUGUUUGCCGAUUUCCGACCCAAAAACUGCCUCCUCGACCCCAAUAACUGUCUUCAUAUAUAGUUAUCGUUAAAAUGGUUAAUCAUUGGUGUUUUUUGGCAAUAGCUAUGGCUCAGGAACCGGUAAAUACAAGGCUCUGAGUACGAUAAUUUAGCAACGGUGCAUCCCACGCCCACCCCUCCAUCCUUGUCCCUUCAGAUCUUCGUAGAAUAAGAUGUGGUCUGGAUUUACGCAGUUUUCUCCGCGAUUUCACUUGAGCGCGUUUGAGAAUGUGUCAAUCCGUGGACAAAAUACAGAUGGUUCUUGAUACACGCGAUUUCCUAAGUGGGGUCUCGGGUACACACGGCUGGUUACUUAUUGCCGCAUUCCGCCGCAUAGGACAGGAAAGGGUUCUCAUUUGCGCGAUUUCCUGUGCGCGGUUUUGGUGUGACGCGUUUGACAAGCUCUCAAAGUCCUCCGGUGCGUGCGAAUGAAGAGAGAGCUCGAGAUACGCUGUUUGUCAUGUGUGGCUCCGGUUUUACACGCUUGAUCUACGCGGAAGGAAGGAUGUCUCGACUUAGCACUGGUUCUUCUGCGCGGUUUCGGUUUUCCACGGGCGACCAAUACAUAUUUGUUACCGUGAGCCGCGAUAUGAGAAUGGAAGCCGGUUUCGAAUUGAGUCUUUUUACGCGUCUGAGAGGCUCUUCAAGUGUUCCGCUAAGUGCGCCGCGAUGUUUUCCGUGGAUAAGUACAAGUUCUGUAAGGCUCGGUAAUAUUGAGUCCUUGGUUAGGCCUAAUAGGAUUGUGCGGGCGAGGUUCAUGUGCUCGUGUGUGUGUGUGUGUGUGUGUGUGUGUGUGUGUGUGUGUUAGUACCCUUGGAAAGACGAUCGAUUUUCUUGUUAUUGCGCUUUGGUGGCAUAAGAGAGAGAGAGAGAGAGAGAGAGAGAGAGAGAGAGAGAGAGAGAGAGAGAGAGAGAGAGAGAGUAGCAUCUUUAAUUUACUUUCACUUCUCCUAUGCGUCUCGUCUUCGUUGUGGCAAUUAGCGAGCCUCGAACUGCAUCCUUGUGGCGACAGUCGAUGCGCAGGCCACUCAUCGCUAUUCUUCACUGCGGGACGGUGUACACCUGAAGAAAGUAAAUAACGAUAACUGGUUCUUACUGUUGGCUGUAGCGAGUCGCGGAAACCUUUAGUCUUCCAAAUAUGUCGAGGCCGGUCAGGCGUAGGCUCCCGCGGG